AUGGCGGGCAAAGGUGGCAUGUGGGUAUUCUACUUCCUCCAGGGCGAGGACGGAGACUCCGUGGAGAACCCAAACGCUUUCAAUAUAAUGGGCGCCGUGAGCGAGGUUCGCCUGGGCCAGUUUCUUCAGGCGUUUCCCCUCCGGGGACACGGGGGCCAAUAUCACUUCCGCUUCCGGGCGCCGGACCAGGUGUCGGGCUACUGCUGGAUGGAUGUGAGCGACCCAUCCGCGGUGCUCCCCCGCUACGGCAACGUCAUCUGCGCGAAGGCCCUCCGGUUAGAUCGCCUCCCAAAGCCGCGAUCAUCACGCCUCAGGAGAAAGAUGCCGUAUGCGGCGGGGGCGGCGACGACUUCGGGCGGCGAUCACUUGAGGGCGAGCGGUGGCGCGAACUCCCGGUUCACGGAAGAGGCACAUCGGCGGCGCUCGGCGCAGGACUACCCUGGCAACGCCCGACAUCACGGCGGGCAGCCUCAGCAGCCUCAGCAGCCUCGGCAGCAGCAGCAGUGGUCCAACCAAGGGAGACCCCGUAGCGUCUCCCCCGCCCACGGUCACCAGAUCCACCACGAUGACGUCAACAAGGGAAAGAGCGUGACUCCGCCCCCAAGCCACGGUGGCGGGGGCAGCAAGGGGGCCCCAAUGAGCAGAGGCCCUCCCCCGCAAUCCCCACCGCCUCCACCGCCGGAAAACCUGGAAGAGUUUUUGUUUUCGGACUCGCCCACGGGGUCCCCGCGAGCGAGCCCGCGCGCCCAGGGGGGGGGUAUCGCGCAUUCUUCUACCCCUCGAGGCGGGGGUAGCAAUAGCGGCAGCAACAACAGCAAGGACAGGGAGGCAGGGGGCGAGGGAAGGUCCGGGGAGGAUCUCCUUAACUUUGGCAACGACUCCGGGGGUGGUCGCCCGAAGCAGGCGCCGGAGCCCUCCCCCCGGCCAACCACUAACGGCGGCCGUAGCCCGGUGCCGGCCGGGUGGGGCAACCGUCCCGCGGCGGCGCGCGGCAGCCCCGUUGCUGGCGGCGCAGGGAGCAGCAACGGCGGUGCUUCUCCGCAGGGUCGUAAAUCGACCGCGGGGCGCAUGCAGGGGGCGGCGGCGGGGCGGACGAACGGCGGCGGGUCGCGGGGGCCGACCGGUGCACCCGUUAACAACGGGCGGAGCAACAGCGGGGGCAAGAGCGUGAGCGGGGCGGGCGGCGGCGCAGGGGCGACGGGCCCCCCUGGUUUUCUGAUGAACUUUAACAGCCCGAGAGCGGGGGGUGGCGCUGCCGCCGCUGGGGCAGGGGGACAGUCGGCCUACGUGAAGACUAAGGUGCAGGAGAGGGAGGAGGAGCUGAAGGCGAACGUGGAGAAGGCGCUGGAGUUCAAGAAGGGUAUCGAUGAGGCUGCCUCUAAGGACCAAGACGCCAUGGACGCGGCGAAAGUGAAGCACGACGCGAAGCUCACGUCCUGGGCGGAGGACCACGGCAAGAAGAGGAACGUCAGGACGCUCUUGUCCACCAUGCACUUGGUGCUGUGGGAAGGGAACCGCUGGAAGUCGGUGUCGAUGGGCGACAUCAUCCAGCCCUCGAAGGUGAAGCUGUCCUACCGGAAGGCGAUGCUCCUCGUGCACCCGGACAAGUGCGGCUCGCUGGGACCGGAGGAGCGCUUGAUCGCCAAGCGAGUUUUCGAGGCGGUCAAUGAGGCCUACACCCUCUUCCAGGAGAAGGAGAUGAGCUAGGAGAGCGGGAGGCGAAGGGAGAUGAGCUGAGGAGAGCAGCAGCCCAAAAGGAGAGCAGCAGCCCAAAAGGAGAGCAGCAGCGGAGGGAGAUGAGCUAGCGAGGAGAGCAGCAGUUCGCGAUGCGAGGCGGGCGACCGAUCGGCUACUUACCGCAGGCUGCAUUAUAAGAUAGCAUACCCCUGCUGGAACGGGGUGACGGUGGUGCCGGAGAUGGAUGAUGCGUUGGAACCGUCUUGUCUUGUGGCGGACUCCUCGGAAACGUGAUCAUUUGAUUGCGUCAUCCUGUUUGUCGGAGAGUGAUCGAGCUGAGCUUUGACAUUCGGUUGGUCCAGUGCCGUGCGUGCAUCGUCUUUUGCCGACGAGGGAGGAGUAGAUGAGUUUAUCCCAGGAGCGGCAUGUAUACUAAUCAAGACGCCCUUGGUACACCAGAGCGCUCUUCCUUGUUUAGCGGUUGAUGUUUUGAUCGUUUGUCGAUGUUCCCGUCUGUAUGGUUGGUUUUUGCGAGCUUAUGAUGCUCGUGCGAUUUUGUCAAUUUUCAACUCGUGGGGACGCUUGAAUUCUUUUCUUCGAAAUUUUUGUCAAUGGGCGGAGGGAACAGGCCGGUGGACCAAAAGGGCCUACGUCCCCAACCGGCACAUGUGCGUACGAUCCACUACACGCGCGCAUUUCCAUACGCGGAUGAGUGAACAAGUCGACACAAGCGCGUCGCGUUUGCCGUCGCCCCUAACCAGUCGGC
Messenger RNA from Ectocarpus siliculosus, 2443 nucleotides. The record is from the annotation of a GenBank genome assembly. NCBI's taxonomy places the organism in Eukaryota, Phaeophyceae, Ectocarpales, Ectocarpaceae.